Molecule: messenger RNA, 1466 nt
Organism: Sorghum bicolor (sorghum)
Lineage: Eukaryota; Viridiplantae; Streptophyta; Magnoliopsida; Poales; Poaceae
Exons: 7
Coding region: 219-1217 (332 amino acids)
Source: RefSeq, a predicted model, not a curated record
GGUGCAGGAAUCGUUAUAUAGAGAUAGAGAUAGAGAUAGAAAUAGUCCCGCAACUCGGAGUGGAGGAGGUUGUCAGCACCCGCUCCCCGCGACUCCCUCGCCGGAGAUCCCGCUCGCGCCGAGGUGGUUGCCUCUCCCGAUCCGUCCCGGGCUCCCGGCAUCCCCGUCCCCAGGCAAUCGCGAAACCCUAGCCCCCUUCUCGCUCCCCACCACCCUCCAUGCCUCCCCGCCGAAGCCGCCGCCUCCGCGGUCAAGAGCCUGGUGAAGAUUGCCCCCACUCUUCGUGCCGGGAGGACAAGGAGCAUGAGGCUAAGCCUACAUCUGAACAGAUGCAGGCAGAGGAAUCAGCUCAGGUGUCACAGCUAUCAGGACGCUGCCUUACCUCGUCUCCAGUGCCAUGCAUAUGGGAGCAGCUGCGGCGUGAUUGGGGACGCCGGUUUUAUAUCAGACUCGAUGCUCAGGGAUGUUUCCAUACAUAUCCUGAUGUGGGUGGGCCAUUUAAAAGCUUACUGGAAACCAACGAGGCCAUUGAUCGCUAUCUCGAGGCCCGCCGGGAUCCAAAGAUGUGUGAAAAGCAAGAUAGGGCUAUAAGAGAAUGCCUUUACUGGCCUGAUGGCACAGUCAAGAGGCGUACAAUGUCAGAAAAAACUGAGAAAUCUGAAAUGUGUCAACUUGUUCAAGCUUUAGUGGACAAGUAUAAUGAGGACCAAAAUCUUUUGGAGGAUCUUGCACACGAACUCAAAGACGUUUUACACUACCAGUCAAUUAUUGAGAACCUGAAUUUGUACUAUCAUUUCAAUUUCACAACAAAGAUUAAAGGGGCUGAUCCAAAUGAAUGUAGCAUGGACAAUCUUUUCUUUGUGGAAGUGAAAUUUAUCCGACAAGGAAAGCUUACAGAACUGCAGGCUAACUGUUUCUACGCAGUUAAUCCGGAUGACAAUGGUCACUGCUUUGGUUGCACCAAAGAUGGAGAUUUUGGUAUGAAGCACCCUAGCGGUUCUGUUGGAUACACUGCUGGUCACUUGAAUGUGGGUUUGCCAUUUGGACACUUUGCAAAGUGGAAGAGGGACUAUGAGGAUGAGGAGGAUGAUGAUAAAUAUGUGAAAGCUAAGGAAGCUGAGCUAAGGCAGAUGUUCAAGGGCCUUGAUAACCCAGAUGUCAUGAAGAAACUAUGCACGCCCCCUCCAUGGGCAACUAAAAGAAAAGCGCAGGAGUGAAACAUCACAGUCCAUUGCAUUUCCUUGUGUCUGAUGUAUAUUUCGCAAGCAAUAGCCCUUUUAAUAAUUAUGUUAUCUACACAGGAACUCAGCUUGUUAGUUCAUGUUGUAAGACACUGAAGAAGAAAGCAUAUUUGAGUGGCACUGAGAAACCGUUUGAGUUGAGGUUGAGCUAUUUGUAACAUGCUACUCUAAAUAAAUAUCUUCAGAAUGCCCUCAGGAGACCUUUUAAUAAUAUUUUCCGCUGCA